Molecule: messenger RNA, 1822 nt
Organism: Vanessa atalanta (red admiral)
Lineage: Eukaryota; Metazoa; Arthropoda; Insecta; Lepidoptera; Nymphalidae
Product: dopamine D2-like receptor
Exons: 8
Coding region: 1-1605 (534 amino acids)
Biological process (GO): adenylate cyclase-activating adrenergic receptor signaling pathway
Cellular component (GO): membrane
Molecular function (GO): G protein-coupled receptor activity; dopamine neurotransmitter receptor activity, coupled via Gi/Go
Source: RefSeq, a predicted model, not a curated record
AUGGAUACCAACAGAUGCAUCAAUCACUGCAAGAAUAUAUCAAAAAUAACGUUUAACCUCCGACCACCGGAUUUCCGCCAAAAUAAAACUAUCACAGAUAAUGAAACGAGUUUUACAAAUUACUCAAUAGACUUCAGUGAAUUAAAUUUUGACAGAACGCUUAACGAAACUUUUUCGAAUUUUACGUUUAAAAAUGGAACGUGUAGUGACGUGCAUUAUAAUCUGUGGGCGUUGUCGUUAAUAGUGUUCCCAUUGUUGACGUUGUUCGGUAAUGUGCUGGUGAUCUUAAGUGUUGCUAGGGAGAGAAGUUUACAAACAGCGACGAACUAUUUUAUUGUUAGCUUAGCGGUAGCCGACUUAUUGGUAGCGGUGGUCGUCAUGCCAUUCGGAGUUUAUUAUCUGUUCAAUGGAGUGUGGGGUCUGCCGGCGGUGGUGUGCGACUGCUACAUCGCUAUGGACGUCACGUGCUCGACUUCAAGCAUAUUCAAUCUAGUCGCCAUCUCGGUCGACAGAUAUAUAGCAGUCACCCAGCCAAUUAAAUACGCGAAGCACAAGAGCAACGCUCGCGUUUGGGUCAUGAUAGCAGUGGCAUGGCUGGUCUCCGGCGCGAUUGGCUCGCCCGUUGUUCUCGGCCUGAACAAUACCCCGGACAGAAGCCCCAACCAGUGUCUCUUCAACAGCACCGACUACGUCAUAUACUCAUCGCUCGGGUCCUUCUACAUACCUUGUAUCAUCAUGAUGUUUCUAUACUAUAAAAUUUUUAAGGCGAUUCGGCAACGCGCCAAAAAGCAACGAGUAGCGAAGACAUGUUCAGCUAUCAGUUCAGCAGUCUCCAGCGGUACAGCCGCUGUUGUCAUUGAAAAUUUAGCACAGACCCAGAGGUUCGUGGAAGUUCCAGAUGAUAGGCCAACGAACACGGCUUCGGGAAGCAACGACGAUGAUGACGACAAUUUCGACAGGUCAGAGAUGGGGAUUUACGCUGAUGAUAUUGCAACGUCCAGGUCAGCGAGAUUUAUGCUCGCAGCUGUUGUAGAAGAAACUGGACUGAUAAUGGCUAACCUAGCAUCACCGAUACCAAUGAUGGACCCCAAUACGAAUAACGAUUCAGGGUACGCGCCCUCGAACAUGGACGUGGAUAAAGACCAUACGCCGCCCCCAUCUCCAAUCAAGGAAGAGACGAAGAAAGAUGAACUACCAAAGAAACCCGAGUUAAAAAAGAAGCUGAGUCGCAUCAGCAAUAGCUCACUGAUCUCAACGCCAAGGAGGAGGUUCAGGAGUGCAGCGUCAGCGGCAAGAUUUACGAUAUUCAGAGCAAACAGAGCGGGCAAGUUAAGAGCCAAGUCAUUUGCGAAGAAAGAAAAAAAAGCGACGCAAACGUUAGCGAUUGUACUUGGCGUCUUCCUUUUCUGCUGGGCGCCGUUCUUCACGUGUUCCGUCUUGGAUGCGAUUUGCACCAAGUUCGGUUUCAACCACUCCCCAGGCGUCACCGUCUUCAUAUUAACAACGUGGCUGGGCUACAUCAACUCCUUCCUCAAUCCAGUCAUAUACACAAUCUUCAACCCGGAGUUCAGGAAAGCGUUUCGUAAAAUACUUCACUGUUCGUAGCCCAUGGACUUCUACUUAGUUUAUACUUAAACAUCUUUAUAAUGUGUCUCGGUUGUGUAUGUAAGUAAUAAGUGUAAAUAUUAAAAUGGUUGUAGAUUUUAUUUGUAUUGUUACCUUUAAUGUAGUUUGUAAUUUUAUGUAUGGUAUCGCUCGUGCAAUGGAACGAUGUCCUUCUAGAAUCUUCGAUAUCAUAUGCCUACAACAUCAAGGCACACGA